AAUGGGGGGAAAAGGGUGAAAAUGGAGAGUGAGGAAGAGGAGGAGGAGGACGAAGAUGAGGAGGAAGAUGAGGAGGAGGAAGAGGAGGAGAGGAAGAAGCCGCCCUCCAAAAAUGAGGAGAAAAGGGGCAAAAAGAGGAGUGAGAGCGAGAAAACCCAGGCUGUGAGAAAUGGGGCGAAAAGGGUGAAAAUAGAGAGUGAUGAAGACAAAGAUGAAGAGGAAGAAGAGGAGGAGGAUGAUGAGGACGAGGAUGAGGAGGAAGAGGAGGAGAAGAGGAAGAAGCCGCUCUCCAAAAAUGGGGUGAAAACGGGCAAAAAGACGAGUGAGAGUGAGAAAAAACAGCCUGUGAAAAAUGGGGCGAAAAGGGUAAAAAUAGAGAGUGACGAAGAGGAAGAGGAGGAGGAAGAAGAGGAGGAAGAAGAGGAGAAGAGGAAGAAACCAUCAUCCAAAAAUGGGGUGAAAACGGGCAAAAAGAUGAGUGAGAGCGAGAAAAAACAGCCUGUGAGAAAUGGGGCGAAAAGGGUAAAAAUAGAGAGUGACGAAGAGGAAGAGGAAAACGAGGAGGAAGAAGAUGAUGAUGAGGAAGAGGAGGAGGAAGAGGAGAAGAGGAAGAAGCCACCCUCCAAAAAUGGGGUGAAAACGGGCAAAAAGAGGAGUGAGAAAAACCAGGCUGUGAGAAAUGGGGCGAAAAGGGUAAAAAUAGAGAGUGAUGAAGACAAAGAUGAAGAGGAAGAGGAGGAGGAUGAUGAGGACAAGGAUGAGGAGCAAGAGGAGGAGAAGAGGAAGAAGCCGCUCUCCAAAAAUGGGGUGAAAACGGGCAAAAAGAUGAGUGAGAGCGAGAAAAAACAGCCUGUGAGAAAUGGGGCGAAAAGGGUAAAAAUAGAGAGUGACGAAGAGGAAGAGGAAAACGAGGAGGAAGAAGAUGAUGAUGAGGAAGAGGAGGAGGAAGAGGAGAAGAGGAAGAAGCCGCCCUCCAAAAAUGGGGUGAAAACGGGCAAAAAGAGGAGUGAGAAAAACCAGGCUGUGAGAAAUGGGGCGAAAAGGGUAAAAAUAGAGAGUGAUGAAGACAAAGAUGAAGAGGAAGAGGAGGAGGAUGAUGAGGACAAGGAUGAGGAGCAAGAGGAGGAGAAGAGGAAGAAGCCGCUCUCCAAAAAUGGGGUGAAAACGGGCAAAAAGAUGAGUGAGAGCGAGAAAAAACAGCCUGUGAGAAAUGGGGCGAAAAGGGUAAAAAUAGAGAGUGACGAAGAGGAAGAGGAAAACGAGGAGGAAGAAGAUGAUGAUGAGGAAGAGGAGGAGGAAGAGGAGAAGAGGAAGAAGCCACCCUCCAAAAAUGAGGAGAAAAGGGGCAAAAAGAGGAGUGAGAAAAACCAGGCUGUGAGAAAUGGGGCGAAAAGGGUGAAAAUGGAGAGUGAGGAAGAGGAGGAGGAAGAGGAGAAGAGGAAGAAGCCGCCCUCCCAAAAUGAGGAGAAAAGGGGCAAAAAGAUGAGUGAGAGUGAAAAAAAACAGCCUGUGAAAAAUGGGCGGAAAAGGGUCGAAACAGAGAGUGAGGAAGAGGAGGAGGAUGAUGAGGAGAAGAGGAAGAAGCCGCCCCCCAAAAAUGGGGUGAAAACGGGCAAAAAGAGGGGCGAGAGCGAGAAAAACCAGGCUGUGAGAAAUGGGCGGAAAAGGGUCGGAACAGAGAGUGAGGAAGAUGAAGAGGAAGACGAGGAGGAUGAGAAAGAGGAGGAUGAUGAGGAAGAGAAGGAGAAGAGGAAGAAGCCGCCCCCCAAGAAUGAGGAGAAAAAGGAGAAAAAGAGGAGUGAGAGUGAGAAAAAACGGCCCAUGAAAAAUGGGCGGAAAAGGGUCAAAACGGAGAGUGAGGAAGAGGAGGAGGAAGAAGAGGAGGAAGAGGAGGAAAAGAGGAAGAAGUCACCCCCCCAAAAUGGGGUGAAAACGGGCAAAAAGAGGAGCGAGAGCGAGAAAAACCAGGCUGUGAGAAAUGGGCGGAAAAGGGUCGAAACGGAGAGUGAGGAAGAGGAGGAGGAGGAGGAAGAAGAGGAGGAGGAUGAGGACGAGGAGGAGGAUGAUGAGGAAGAGGAGGAGAAGAGGAAGAAGAGGAAGAAGCCGCCCCCCAAAAACGAGGAGAAAAAGGAGAAAAAGAGGAGUGAGAGUGAGAAAAAACGGCCCGUGAAAAAUGGGCGGAAAAAGGUCGAAACGGAGAGUGAGGAAGAGGAGGAGGAAGAAGAGGAAAAGAGGAAGAAGUCACCCCCCCAAAAUGGGGUGAAAACAGGCAAAAAGAGGAGCGAGAGUGAGAAAAAACAGGCUGUGAGAAAUGGGCGGAAAAGGGUCGAAACGGAGAGUGAGGAAGAGGAGGAGGAGGAGGAGGAAGAAGAGGAAAAGAGGAAGAAACGGUCCCCUAAAAAUGGGGUGGAAACGGGCAAAAAGAGGAGUGAGAGCGAGAAGAAACAACCUGUGAAAAAUGGGGCCAAAGGAGUGAAAAUGGACAGCGAGGAAGAGGAUGAAGAAGAUGAAGAGGAGGAGGAGGAAGAAGAAGAGAAGAAGAAACCAACUUCCGAAAAUGAGGAGAAAAAGGGCAAAAAGAGGAGCGAGAAAAAAAUGGGUCUGAAAAACGGGCGGAAAAGAGGGAAAAUAGAGA
This is a messenger RNA of Calidris pugnax (ruff), 2635 nucleotides long. RefSeq names its product ABC transporter F family member 4-like. The transcript is spliced from 2 exons. Lineage: Eukaryota; Metazoa; Chordata; Aves; Charadriiformes; Scolopacidae. The record is from RefSeq and is a predicted model, not a curated record. The annotation marks the transcript as partial.